Molecule: messenger RNA, 2742 nt
Organism: Sodiomyces alkalinus F11
Lineage: Eukaryota; Fungi; Ascomycota; Sordariomycetes; Glomerellales; Plectosphaerellaceae
Exons: 3
Coding region: 160-2532 (790 amino acids)
Biological process (GO): regulation of DNA-templated transcription
Molecular function (GO): zinc ion binding; DNA-binding transcription factor activity, RNA polymerase II-specific
Source: RefSeq, a predicted model, not a curated record
AGAACACGCCUUUGAACCCAACCCAAUUCGAAGAAUCCGUGACGUUAUCAUCUGGAAGGUCCACUGGUCGUCUCCUGCGAUACUGGUUUCGUAAGAUCUCAUCUUGCCCUUCGGGUCCCUCCCGGCCGUCUAGGGCCGACGACUUCGACAACCCUCACCAUGGCGUCGGUCUCCCCUCAGCACCGCUCCCCCUUCUCGGCUUCGCCGUAUGGGUUCCCCAAUGAUGAAUACGAGGACUUCAACGACACCGAGCAGCUAUCCAGUGGAAGGUCCAAUUCGAAUUCCAUUUGCCUCGUUCCCAGCCCCGCGAGUGGUAGCCUCGCUAGUUAUUGCAUCAUCUCUCACCCUCAGCACUCGCCCGGUGAUCCGUCCCCGUCUCCUCCAACCAUGCCAUUACUGUAUCAUGAUCCUGGUUUCGAUCUGGGCUUUCCCCUCGGUAUCGAGGGACUACAUGACCACACGACGUUCCCGGAGCAAUCCCACAACACUUCCGCCGUUCCUGCUACGACAGCUUCUCUUAAUGAUAGCAAUCACUUUCUUUCUCCCGAGAGCUUCUACAACAUACCUACGACCUAUCCCUCCUGUCCCAUUGGAACUGAACAUUCGCCCACCAGAGAUGGGAGUUCGCUUAUGAGUUCCUUUUCUCACAACGUUCAUCUUAACGCGCCUCAGGCGUUUCCAUUUCACCAGGGGCAACAUGAAUUAGAGAGACUGCAACAGCCCGAGCUCCAACAGAGUCCACACCAACCGCUCCAACACCAAUUUAACGACGCUCCAACUCCCCAAGCAGGUAGUGGCACCAACCCAUGGCCCUUCAGCGACUUCCAUCCCGGUGACCAGAGCCCGGGCCCGACACAAGACACGCCCUGCUCGACAUCGCCAUAUAUCUCUAGCUCGUCGUGCUCGAGUUCCGUCCGUCGCAGUAGCCCCGGGUCUCCCACGGACCAGUGCGAAAGGAAGAGACAGGUGUCUCCCACCAAAGUCCAUGGAGUGAAAAGCGGCAGGAUCGAGAAGAAUAAGAGAAAGCAGCCUGCGGGUCUGGAGGAGAGCCAAUUCGUCAUCGUGACCCCCAGCGCCAUGAGCGCCGCCAACGGUAAACCGAAUCGAUGGGAAUGCCUCGAGGCCGGCCGGAUGACACAACGUGGUCGCAAGGGACCACUCACCGAAACCUCCAAGGAAACCGCACGCAAGGUCCGACAGCGCGGCGCAUGCUUCUGCUGCCGCAUUCGCAAGGUGAAAUGCGGCGAGGAGCGCCCCUGCAAGACCUGCAAGAAGCUCGCCCUGGCGGUGCCCCAAGUCAUCUGCUGGCAGUUCGAGGAUUUCAACACCGUCUUGUUUCCGGAUUUCAUCCGAACCCACUUCAAGAAGGACCAGAUGGCCUCAUGGAUAAGCGAGAACGUCGCGCCGCUGGCAGCCGUUCCUGGCCAGUACCGUCAACCUGUCGAGGUUGAGCUAUUCUCCGGUGUUCGGUUUGCAGCCGUGCUCAAGGUCCCCGCCAAGUUGUUUUCUCCCAAGACGAGGGAGGUUCAGCAGCACUUGCACAUGCUUCCUGGUCAGGACCGGAUGGACCUGCAGGUUUGCUGGACAGCUCCACUGGCCCUCGACGCAGAUACGAAAACAGCGAAAGACAUGAUGAAGGAGAGGGCGAAGGACUACAUCCGUGACCUUGCCCUAGACCCCGUUUGCGCAGAUCAAGUGACCGAGACGUGCAAAACCGGGCUGCCUCGGCAGAUACUGGCGAUCGCUCAGGCCUAUGCCAACAGGACAGGAGAACCCAUUGUGACGAAAGCCCUCUCCGUCUACUCGGCGCACUACAUCAUGACGCGGCACCUUUGUUUGACCCCACGAACCAUAUCCAUACUCCAGCAGACAAACUUCUUGCACGGCAGCGACAACUUCAUGACAUCGCGGGUGUUGAACAGGCAGAUCAAGGCACUCAUCGACGAAUUCCUCAUCCAAAGCGUCCAGGACUUGUUCUACGACUUCACCAAGUCCCUGAAAUCCAAGUCGAGGCACGAGUGGGCGCCUUGCUUAGCCGCGUUCCUAGUGCUGUGUCUCUUCAUGGAGACCGUCGAGACCACAGUAGAUACGUUCGUCGUCGCCCGCAACGAGCGUAGCAUACAGCAGCACUGCGCCCCCGAAUUCAAGCGCGACCUGGCUCUGAGCAUAAACCGCGAGGUGGAGAACCUCCCCUUUAAACAAUUCGCCUUCCAGUUCCACCAGGUCUACCAGACUCAUGCCAGGGAAGCCGCGGCCAGGGACGGAUCGUCCAAGGCGUAUAAUCCGCUGGUGGACGACGCUCUGGCCCAAGAACUGAAGCAAGACAACGACGCCGCGUAUGAGAUGGUGUGCGGUCUCCAGCAGCUUCUCAAGGACAGGACCGAGCUACGAAGCCUGAUCAACCCGAUUCUGACGGCGCCAGAAGAUCACCCAUACCCUCGGGACGUCUCUCAGGAUUAUACGGGUCGGUUGAUUGCUAGGUUUCUCCUCUCGUUCAUCGACCCGAAUUACAUAUUUCACGACGUUCCUUAAAUAAUCCUUCGUGGGCAACUUGGGGCGAUUAUAUCACAUGCGGCAUAUGGGGCGGAAAUAUAUCGGGCUACAUUGAUUAUUAGAGGCCGGCGGGCUGACUAUAGAGGCAAGGACGGAAGUAUCCUUGGUUUUGGUAUCUACUCUUUAUGACUGACCGAUGAGCUCGGACAAGACAGUAACGGCCGUGGGCAGCGAUUCCAGUUCAGUAAU